Molecule: messenger RNA, 829 nt
Organism: Aspergillus sclerotioniger CBS 115572
Lineage: Eukaryota; Fungi; Ascomycota; Eurotiomycetes; Eurotiales; Aspergillaceae
Exons: 1
Source: RefSeq, a predicted model, not a curated record
CCAUGACUGAUGGAAAUAUAUCAUACCCCACUAACGUCCCAAUUGCACCCAAUCCAAUGGAACCAUACCUCAGCAUGACGGGCAUAACGGCGGAUGAUAUGAAACCGGAGUACUGCUGGACCAACAAAUUUCAGUGGUUACCUUGUGAAGUCCAAUUCACUGGGCGGGAGACAGAAGUGCGGAUUACUUCAUACAUCAAUAACCUUCAUCCCAAAAACAGACGGGCCUAUACUGCGAUCGAGAAGCUGAUUUCCACCAGCAUAGAGCCAUGGAACCAGGUUGUUAAGAAAGUCCAUGGUCGCUAUCCGCCGCGCAUACGGUCGUACGAGUACGAAGCCAAUGAUCUGGGUGAUGAGUCCCGGGACGCAGAUCCUUUCGUCUACAAAUGUAGGCUGCCAAACAAGAGGUGGACCAAAGAGACCUGGGCAGCUUACCUUGUCAGAGCAAGGGAGUAUUUUGCUCUACCCAGACCUGAUUUAAAGUAAUGUGUCGAAUAUCCUGAUCCUUUCGAGGAGGCGGAUCUAUCAGAGUUUACCGUCCCGGACACAACACCAGACACAAGGCAAGAGGCCCGGUUUAAACAGGUUUAUAACUGGAAAAGGUCAAAUCUCCGGACAUUCAAAUAUCCAGAGGCAGGCAGCUCAUUUUCGUACGAAGAUUGGAAGCAAGGCAAGAUAUCCAGCAGUUACAUUCUGAAGAACCAUUUGUACUCGAUGGACAAUGACAAUCCAGACAAUGACCAUCCAGAUAAUGGAUAUAGCGGCAUUUGUUACGUCACAGAUAGCGAUCAUAGCUAUCAGUCCUACUCUGUACAGGACAAGUUCCGGGA